Sitophilus oryzae (rice weevil) is the source of this 2008-nucleotide messenger RNA. Its product is annotated as tetraspanin-31-A. The record is from RefSeq and is a predicted model, not a curated record. NCBI's taxonomy places the organism in Eukaryota, Metazoa, Arthropoda, Insecta, Coleoptera, Curculionidae. Gene Ontology annotation, cellular component: membrane. The coding region runs from base 83 to 727 and encodes 214 amino acids. The transcript has 7 exons.
AGUGACAGCUAGAACUGCUGUUUGACAAAUAAAUAGAAAACCAAUAUUAUACCAAUAUAGAAAUAUUUUUGUUGUUUCUAUAAUGUGUGGUGGUUUUACUUGUUCUAAAAACGCUUUAAUAGCGUUAAAUGUGUUGUAUAUUGUUGUGGCCUUUAUUCUAAUUGGAGUGGCUGUAUAUGGCAGGGCAGCAUCUUUGGUAACAAAUUUACCCAUUGUAGGGGGUAUUCUAGCAUGUGGGAUUAUCCUUAUACUUAUAUCAGUUUUGGGGUUGAUGGGAGCUGUUAAACAUCAUCAAGUUAUACUAUUUUUUUAUAUGUUAAUAUUAUUUUUGUUAUUUUUAAUCCAAUUUUCUGUGGCUUGUGCAUGUUUAGGUGUAAACCAAUCUCAACAAUUGACAAUGGCAGAACAAGGAUGGAGCAGAGUUGAUAACAGUACCAGAUCAAAUGUUCAAAAUACAUUUGUUUGCUGUGGAUUUGAUGAGGAAGUUGAUUUAAAAGAUCCUCCACCACUAUGUGAAAAUGCAAAUCCAAGAUGCUGUACUACUGACCCAAAUGUUUGUCUUUGUCCUGGCUGUCUUAAUAAACUGCAAAGUACUAUUAACUAUGCAUUUAAAUUGUGUGGGUGGAUUGGAUUAUUCUUUAGUUUUACUGAGUUUAUGGGAGUGCUAUUAACUGUAAGAUACCGUAACCAGAAAGAUCCACGGGCUAACCCAAGUGCUUUCCUAUAGUGCUGUAACGUUCAUCAUUCUGUUCAAAAUGAUAGUGGGAGUUUUGUUAACGAAACGCUAUCGUAAUCAGCAAGAUCCAGAUGAACAACUUAAAGCCACUGCAAUCUUUCCAGGACAGAACACUUUCACCUACUAGCAUCAAGCUGUAAUCUAGUCAUUCUAUCACCUAUUUUAUUUAAUGUAAAUUAAUUUUGGGACCAGUAUGACACGAAGGCAAAGUUGUACCUUGCAACGCAUUCACGAACAAAUAAAAUAUAUAUUUUUGGAAGUAUAACAAACGUUACUGUCUGAUUCAGUACAAGUGUGUCCACUGGUCAAUGCCAUUUUUACCAAAGACUUAUUUCUCAUAAUUUAUACAUUUGUUUUUAGUCUUUUUUAACAGUAAUUUUUCUAUUUAUUUAAUUUUAAUUGUGAUUGAACAAUCUGUGUCUUUUUAUUCCAUUAUAAUAUUGUUUUACAAUAUUGUUAGUAUUUAUAUUACGCAUUCCUAUGUGUAUUACAAAAAUAGUUGUUACUUGUAAUUUUAAUUUUUAUAAUGUGUGCAAUAAAUGGCAAAGAAAAAUAACUAUGAUGAGUAUUACAGUGUCUGUGUAGAUUUAUAUCUUAUAUAUUGUAUCUAUUAUUGCAUCUUUUGUUAUGUAACAUUAAAUCUGAGAUAUAUAUAUAUAUAUAUUUUGCUAUGUGUUAAAUAGUGAACUCUGUAGUGCUAUAAUAUGUAAAUUCAGUAUAUAUUAUUGACUAAGUGUACAGUGCGUUUAAGCUAUUUGGACCUAUGGGGAAAAUGCUUUUAAGAUUCUCAGGAAUUUUUGUUACUACUAACUAUUAAUUAAAUACUAAAUUUUUAAUUAUGUUGUUUGGUAUACAGGGAAGCUUAAUAAAUGUAGAAACUCUGUAUAUGUGAAAGAUAUAUAAGGAGUGAAUUUCACAUUUUUGAAUCUCCUUGAAUACCAAAUAACAUACAUAAAUUGUAUAGUUUAUGAGCGGUUUGCUAAGGUUACAAAAGUCUUUUAUAAGAAAUAAAAAUUCCUGGUGAAUUUAAACUUAAUUUUUGUCAUAAGUGUCCUAAUAUCUUGAAUAAAUCACUGUAUAAAUUUAAUAAUAUCCCUAAAUAAUUUUUAAGGAUAGGUACUGUAGUUUUUGUAAGAAACGCUUCCUAAACUAAAAGACAUUUAGUGGGCUUUUGCUCAACUUCUGACUAGUUAAGUUAGUUUUCUAUGUGUUUUAGACUAUGACAUAAAUGUAGUAGUUCCAGGAUGUAAUAAAUAUUAGAGAUCUCUUCCA